AUGGCAUUACGAGAAGCAAAUUCGUCUCAUCAUAAUAUUAAUGAUGUUGUACGUGAAAAAUUUUACGAACUUGCAAAAAAACAUAUUGAUGCAUUAAAUCCUAAAUUUCGUAAUAAAGCUGUUAUCACUCGUGAUCAAAGCGAAAAAAUAAUCAAUGUACUUCAGAACAAGGUAUCUACUGAAAAGGUUUUCGGACGUUUUUCUCGUUGGUGCAAACAAACAUUCACGCUUCGUCUCAUCGGUGGUCAUCAAGUUUUAUGCGAUUUUAAACAAGUUAAGCCUGUUCUUUUAUAUGAGGGAUGUACGAUGUCUAUCAUUACUGCUUGA
This is a messenger RNA of Rotaria sp. Silwood2, 327 nucleotides long. Lineage: Eukaryota; Metazoa; Rotifera; Eurotatoria; Philodinida; Philodinidae. The record is from the annotation of a GenBank genome assembly.